Messenger RNA from Bombyx mandarina (wild silkworm), 910 nucleotides. RefSeq names its product corepressor of RBPJ and splicing regulator. Gene Ontology annotation, cellular component: nucleus. The record is from RefSeq and is a predicted model, not a curated record. Gene Ontology annotation, biological process: negative regulation of DNA-templated transcription. Gene Ontology annotation, molecular function: transcription corepressor activity. Lineage: Eukaryota; Metazoa; Arthropoda; Insecta; Lepidoptera; Bombycidae.
UCACUAUACCACACUAUACGUUCAGAGCUUGGUUCAGAAGUUUCGUGAAACACAGCUAGUUGUAAAAAACAAAAUGGGAAAGGGAUUCAAUAACUAUAUGUGUAAAAAAUUCUUCCAUCCCGCUUCAAGAGACAAUUUGAAAAGGGUAUGGAUGGCAGAACAGAAAACAGAUGCAUACAAGAAAAAACAAGAAGAAUUGCGAUUACAAUAUGAAAAAGAACAGGAUCUACAUGAGAACAAAGCAUUACUAAGUAAAGAAAGUAAAGACAAAUUGAGUUUAAACUUCAUGUAUGAGCCUCCUCCUGGUGUAAAGAAAGAAAGGGAAAGAGAAGACAAUGAACCAGAAUAUAAAUUUGAAUGGCAAAGGAAAUACAAUGCUCCUAGAGAAAGCUAUUGUAAAGGAGACAAUGAAAUCAGAGAUCAGCCUUUUGGUAUACUUGUCAGGAAUGUAAGAUGCAUUAAGUGUCAUAAGUGGGGACAUAUCAAUACAGAUAAGGAAUGUACAAUGUAUACACUGUCCAUGAGUGAGGCACGUGCAUUACAAGCAUCGACUUCAACUCCUGAAGAAAAGGAAGAAAAACCAGAUGUACCAACUCUCAUGCAACAGAUGCGUGACACGGGCCUCAUCAUGAAACCGGGAGCACUGCCUCUGACUGCUGCUAAGGUUGAAGAUAAUGACUCUACUAAUCUUACUGAGCAUGACCUGAUCAGUCAACUAAGCAAAAAACAAAAGAAAAAGUUAUUGAAGAAAUUGGAAAAAUUGGAAAAGAAGAAGGAGAAGAAACUCAGGAAUAAAUCAAAACACUGAACAAAAAUGAAUUAACUCUCCAUACAAAUAAAUUAGAAGGACAGAAGAAUGUUAACAAUAUAUUUCAGUCAUUCUGCUUAGCACUUUUCUUAAUAAUUGCUU